Lachnellula hyalina is the source of this 1914-nucleotide messenger RNA. RefSeq names its product Glutamine--tRNA ligase (gene GLN4). The record is from RefSeq and is a predicted model, not a curated record. Gene Ontology annotation, biological process: glutaminyl-tRNA aminoacylation; translation. Lineage: Eukaryota; Fungi; Ascomycota; Leotiomycetes; Helotiales; Lachnaceae. Gene Ontology annotation, cellular component: cytoplasm; cytosol. The transcript is spliced from 6 exons. Bases 1 to 1914 code for a protein of 637 amino acids. Gene Ontology annotation, molecular function: glutamine-tRNA ligase activity; ATP binding.
AUGGCAGACGAUACUGCUCGGCAAGGUGUUGCCAAACUGCAACUUGACGAGGAGACAGGGGAAAUGGUCUCUAAAAAUGAGCUCAAGAAACGCACACAAAAGCGGGCUAAGAAGGCAGCUGCCGCCGACGCUCGCAAUGAUAAGUCAACCUCGACCACGACUUUGGCAGUGAAGGCACCGGUGCCCGAAGGCCAAGCGGUCAUGACUGACGAGCCCGUUGCUGAUCCGGAUGCCAUGUUCAAGCAAGGCUUUCUGGCCCAAGUAUAUGAGCAACGCCCGUCCAAAAACGUCGUAACGCGGUUUCCACCAGAGCCAAAUGGCUACCUACACCUCGGGCAUUCCAAGGCUAUUGCUAUAAACUUUGGGUUCGCAAGACAUCAUGGUGGAACAACAAUACUUAGAUUCGACGAUACGAACCCCGACAAAGAGAAGGAGGAAUAUUUCGUCGCAAUACAAGAGACAAUCCGGUGGCUGGGGUUCACCCCAUCGGAAAUCACAUAUGCGUCUGACAACUUCCAACGUUUAUACGAUCUCGCCGAGGAAUUGAUAAAACAGGGCAAUGCCUAUGUAUGCCACUGCGAUGAAGCGGAAACCAAGCGGCAGCGUGGUGGAGAGAAAGGCUCCAUCCCUAGAUAUCGUUGUGCGGAUGCGAGCCAAGAUGUCGAGGCUAAUUUGCAAAAAUUUCGCGACAUGCGAGACGGUAAGUAUGCGCCUACAACCGCUUGGCUACGCAUGAAGCAGGACAUCGAGAAUCCGAACCCCCAGAUGUGGGACAUUGCGGCCUACCGGAUUCCUCAAGAGGAACGUCCACACUUUCGGACGGGCACCAAGUGGCGUAUAUAUCCUACCUAUGACUUUGCGCACUGCCUGUGUGACAGUUUUGAAGGCAUUACGCACAGCUUGUGCACCACCGAAUUUCUCAUGUCACGGGAUAGCUACGAAUGGCUCAACCAACGUCUCGUUGAAUUCCAGCCAAUGCAGCGCGAGUAUGGCCGUUUGAAUCUUACUGGCACCAUUCUGAGCAAAAGAGAAAUAGAACCGCUGGUAGAAAAGAAGAUAGUCCGAGGCUGGGACGAUCCCCGCUUGUUCACUCUCAAGGCCAUCCAGCGACGAGGCGUCCCCCCUGGAGCGCUUCUUUCAUUUGUAUCCGAGCUUGGCGUAACCACAGCCAAGACCUUUGUUGAUAACAAGCGAUUUCAACAAACCGUCCGGCAAUACCUUGAGAGGACCGUUCCGCGCCUUAUGCUUGUUCUCGACCCAGUGUCCUUGAUAAUUGAAGAUGCUGAGGAAGAAGAGCUUGAUAUUCCAUUCUCGCCUAAAGAUUCGAAGAUGGGAAGCCACAAGGUCCGCCGUACGAAGAGAGUCUAUAUUGACCGAUCAGACUUCCGCGAGAUUGAUAGCAAGGACUAUUUCCGACUUGCGCCGGGCAAGACUGUCGGUCUUUUGCAUAUGCCAUACCCGGUCAAAGCUGUCUCGUUCGAAAAGGAUGAGGCCACUGGGGCGGUCGUGGAGAUCAAAUGCACUUUCGUCAAAGAAGGCAAGAAACCCAAGACCUACAUCCAGUGGGUACCCGAGGGAUCUCCAACUGCCGAGGUACGCAUUCACACGGCUUUGUUCAAAUCAGACCAACCCAAGUCUGCGCCUGGUGGUUUCAUGAACGACAUAAAUUUGAACAGUGAGACGAUUUGGCCAAACGCUAUGGUUGAAAGCGGCUUCUACGAGGUACGCCGGCGAGCGCCGUGGCCCAAAGCUGAGGGCGAGAAAACAGGUGAAGUUGGGCCUGAGAGCGUUCGGUUCCAGGCCAUGCGUGUUGCGUACUUUGCUUUGGAUUCAGAUUCCACAGAUGAUCACAUCGUACUUAAUCAGAUCGUACCUUUGAAAGAGGACCUUGGUAAGAGCAGUGAAGGGUUAUGA